Molecule: messenger RNA, 4339 nt
Organism: Ahaetulla prasina
Lineage: Eukaryota; Metazoa; Chordata; Lepidosauria; Squamata; Colubridae
Exons: 2
Coding region: 892-3486 (864 amino acids)
Molecular function (GO): zinc ion binding; nucleic acid binding
Source: RefSeq, a predicted model, not a curated record
CUGAGGGGAUCUGCGCUCUGAUUGGUUGCUGCGGGUGGAAAGGAGGCGUUUCCCUUUUUUCCCGCCUUUUCCUUCUGGGCGCUGUUUCAGAUUUACCUCAGAAUGUUCCUUUGUGUCUGCUGUGGAUGUGAAAUACAUUUUAUAUUGAAAUAAAAUUAAAAGUUUAUGUCCGUGUCUCCCACUUCCUUUGGAGAGCAGCUGCAUAUUUAUUUCCUCCACAUUAAACCUCUUCAAUUGCCCCUUCCAGUCGGGGGUUUCUAUUUUAUCCCCUGAUAGUGUCGGAAGAAAAAUCAGCUCCAGUUCCAAGAAGGGAAUAAAAUGGAGGCUGCUUAAGAAAGGAGGUUUAUUGACGGGCAGAACCAACAACAGCCUGCAGUUAGACUAGACCAGAGCUUGGAGGUCAUCUAGUCCAGUCCCUGCUCAGGCAGGAGAACCUAUAUAAUCUCUGACAAGUGGCUGUUCAGUCUCUUGUUAAAAACAUCCAUUGAUGAUGCAGCGUAUGCGGCCACACCUCUUCUUGGCAACAGAGAAUCGUUGCCUAUUGGCUGUGACGUUUCUCCUUAGCCAGCGGGAGAAAUGAGCGGCCGUCAUUGGCCAAUAGUUGAUUGCUGCUAUAUAAGUAGCAGCUGUGAGAGAAGUGUGUUUGUUCGGUAAUAUUGCCUUUUUUACUUGCAGUUAGUUUGUUCUUUUUUGUCAGUGAGUUGUUAAUAAAGAAUUAUUGCUUACCGUCAAGCCUCCAUUCCAUUCUUCAUUCUUUGAAUGAAGCACUGGUGACGAGGAUGGGAUUCCUGAGGCGACGGUUGAGUACUGGUUACGGUAGGGGAGUUUACUCAUACUCUGUCCCUGUCAAUCCACAUUGCUCCAUGGCAAAUAAGUUAUCUUUCGCUCCAUAUGACCUGGCCUACGAGACUUGGGAUGCGUAUGUUGAGCGAUUUCACCGAGCUCUCAGGAGAUAGGAAACGCGCCCAUUUCCUGAAUGCCUGUGGCCCACAAAUAUUUGCAAUGGCCAGAGCUCUGUUGACUCCUCAAUCAGUUUCUGCGGUGCCUUGGGCCACCUUGAUGGGCACAUUGCAAGCUCAUUAUGCGCCGGCUCCUUCGCGCAUUUCCAGAUGGUUUACCUUUCGCCAGAGGGUCCAAAUGGAACGGGAAUCCAUCAACUCGUAUAUGGCUUCUUUCCGGACUGCUGCUAUAAAGUGUGAGUUCCCUAAUUUGGAUGACUCCCUUCUUGAGCAGCUGGUGUGCGGCGUGAGGAGUUUGAGAUUGCAACGCCGUCUUUUAUCUAGAACGGACAUUACCCUCCAGUCUGCCUUGGAUGAGGCACGUGCCUAUGAAAUGUCGGAGAAGUUGUCGGCGGAGAUGCAUAGGGCUCCGGCCACGCACAUGGUGGCCCACUCUGCUUCCAUUCACCAUGACGCUGUUCUUUCCAAUGAAUUCGAGGGUGAGGAAGACGAGGUGGGUCGCCUCCGAGUAGCCCCGGGAAGCAAGCAGCCAACAGAGCAGAAACCACAGACGGCGCCUUGCCUGGGAUGCGGAGAGAAUCACCCUCGCUCGUUGUGUCACUUCAAAACUGCAGUUUGCCGCAAAUGCGGCAAACGGGGACAUCUGGCUAGGGUUUGCCGUUCCACCCCACUGGACAAUAUUCCACUGGGUUCUCGUCCGGCUAGACGGUUCCAGAGAGGUCCUCCUGUGUCCCAAGAUGAUUGCUUCACCGUGAACCGAGGAAACACCAACCCUGCAGUGUCGAUCAGCCAGGCUUCGACUGGCUCCAGCAAGAAAAUUUUUCUUACUAUCAAGUUAGAGGAGGUGCCCUGUAAAAUGGAGGUGGAUACAGGCUCUUCUAAAUCUAUUAUUGCCUGGAACACCUUACAGAAGAUAGCUCCAAACUUCAACAAAAGUCAAUUGACUGCCUGUACCACCAGGCUGAAGGACUAUCAAGGGAACGAUAUUCCCAUUCUUGGAGGUGCCCACCUCCGGGUGGAGAAAGGUGUUUUCUCUGGUCGCCUCCCAUUGCUUGUAGUUAAGGGUAACCUACCCAGCUUAUUGGGGUUGGAUUGGUUCUCAGCAUUGGGCCUUAACAUCACAGGCAUUCAUUCUACCACCACAGAUGGGUUUGAGGCCCUGAUGUCUGAGUUUGCUGAGGUAUUUGCUGAUUCCCUGGGUCAAUAUAAGGGCAACCCUAUCUCCCAAAACCUUGAUCCCCAGGUGCCUCCUAUUAGGCUUAAGCCUCGACGGGUGCCUUUUGCGCUACGUCCAAAGGUGGACAAGGAACUGGAUAAGUUGAUUGUGCAAGGGGUGCUGGAGCCCACCGACCACUCUAAGUGGGAGACUCCUGUUGUCACUCCCAUUAAGCCAGAUGGUUCAGUACGCAUCUGUGGUGAUUUCAAAUGCACAUUAAACUAUGCUUUGCAGGCACACCCUUAUCCAGUUCCUGUAGUCCAACACCUUCUCCACUCUUUAGGCCAGGGGUCUAUCUUUGCUAAGUUAGAUAUGGCACGAGCAUAUCAGCAGCUUCCUGUGGAUGAUGCCAUGGCGGCUGCCCAAACCAUUGUCACUCACAGGGGCGCUUUUAAAUGCCGCCGCCUGCAGUUUGGGAUUAGUGUGGCCCCCGGGUUGUUUCAGAGCCUUAUGGAGUGGCUCUUGCAGGGCAUACCUGGAGUUGUUCCAUAUUUUGAUGAUGUGUUGGUCUCUGCCACCAGCCAGGCUGCCCUCAUUAGCCGCCUGCGACAGGUUCUUACCCGUUUCCAACAGACGGGCCUUAAGCUUAAAAAGUCUAAGUGUAAAUUCGGGGUGCCUAGGGUUGAGUUCCUGGGGUUCCUAAUUGAUGCUGACGGGUUGCAUCCAACCCCGUCGAAGGUGGAGGCGAUAAAAAAUGCCCCUACUCCUACCUGCAAAGCAGACUUGCAGUCAUUCUUGGGGCUCCUUAACUUUUAUAGCGUGUUCCUGCCCCAUAAGGCUUCUGUGGCGGAGCCUCUUCAUAGGUUACUUGAUGGUAGGACUCCUUGGUCGUGGGGCAAGGCCCAGGCCUCUGCUUUUGCUGCUGUCAAGGCUCUCCUCACCUCGGAUGCUGUGUUGGUCCAAUAUAGCGACAGUGUCCGCCUUACUUUAGCUUGUGAUGCCUCUUCAUAUGGCAUAGGGGCUGUUCUGAGCCACCUACUACCAAAUGGAUCUGAGGCUCCAAUUGCUUAUUUUUCUCGGACUCUGUCGUCAGCAGAGAGGAAUUAUAGUCAGCUAGACAAGGAGGCUCUGGCCAUUGUAGCUGCCGUUAAACGGUUUCAUGACUACAUUUAUGGCUGUUUUUUCCAACUGAUCACUGAUCACAAGCCUCUUUUGGGGUUGUUAGCUGGUGACAAACAGACCCCUCAGAUCAUGUCUCCUCACCUAUUAAGGUGGUCUAUUUUCUUGGCAGCCCUCCUGAGGUAUCUCGGUCCCGGUUGUUCCUGCGGUUCUAGAGCUACCCCCUUCUGCUCAACCUGCUGGAAGCCCUGAACUGCCUCGAUCAGGAGGAUUGCGUAGGCGCCCUACAUAUUUGCAGGAUUAUGCAUGUGCCAUCCAAGGGGGGAGGAGUGCAGCGUAUGCGGCCACACCUCUUCGUGGCAACAGAGAAUCGUUGCCUAUUGGCUGUGACGUUUCUCCUUAGCAAGCGGAAGAAAUGAGUGGCCGUCAUUGGCCAAUAGUUGAUUGCUGCUAUAUAAGUAGCAGCUGUGAGAGAAGUGUGUUUGUUCGGUAAUAUUGCCUUUUUUACUUGCAGUUAGUUUGUUCUUUUUUGUCAGUGAGUUGUUAAUAAAGAAUUAUUGCUUACCGUCAAGCCUCCAUUCCUUUCUUCAUUCUUUGAAUGAAGCAGAUGAAGCGCCCACGACUUCUGGUGGCAGGCAGUUCCACCGGUUAAUUCUCCUCCUUGUCAGGAAGUUUCUCCCGAGUUCCAGCCUGCUUCUCUCCUGGAUGAGUUUCCACCCAUUUGCCUUCUGGGGCUGUGGGGGAUCCUUUGGGCCCCUUUCCCUUCUCCGGGGCAGCCGAGAGAGAAGCGAGCCGGAUGAGCGGAGGGGUUUCUGGGCCGUUUCUGCGGCGUCUGGUGAUCCAGAGGCUCCUUUUGUGGCUCUUUUGGCCUCUGAGGCAGCGGCUGCCUUGGAUCCCGAUUUCCCUCCCGCGAUCUCCGGCCCUUCUUUCCCCUCCGGCCGGCCUUUCUCUCGGGGAGUCCCGGGUCUCCGCCUCCUGCAACCGCCGCGGCCAUUCGGGCUUCCCAGGCAAAAAUAAGACUUUCUUCUUCCCUUCGAGCCGAGCCAGGAGCCGCUUUCCCCGCGGCUGUUACGCGGCAGCCUCCGGUGGGAAAAGAGAUGGCGGC